AUCACCAAAUUUCGAGGCAGUUGACGACACACACAGCCGCAACAGUGAAUGGGUCGCCUUCAAGAGUAUGAGGUUAUCGGGCGCCACUUGCCCACCGAGGCCAACCCCGAGCCCUCGCUGUACCGCAUGACCAUCUUCGCCCCCAACACCACGGUCGCCAAGUCCCGCUUCUGGUACUUCAUCCGCGGUCUCAAGAAGGUCAAGAAGGCCACUGGUGAGAUUGUCAGCGUCAAGACGCUGCACGAGAAGCACCCCCAGAAGAUCAAGAACUUUGGCAUCUGGAUCCGCUACGACUCGCGCUCCGGCACCCACAACAUGUACCGCGAGUACCGCGAGAUGAGCCGCGCGGACGCCGUCGAGACCCUGUACUCCGACAUGGCCGCCCGCCACCGCGCCCGCUUCAGGUCCAUCCACAUCCUCCGCGUCGUCGAGCUCGAGAAGACCGAGGACAUCAAGCGCCCCUACAUCCGCCAACUCGUCACCAAGGACCUCAAGUUCCCUCUCCCCCACCGUGUUCCCAAGCUGGACGCCAAGAAGGUGUUCAGUGCCAAGCGUCCUUCGACCUUCGCUUAGACUGUUGUUGCUUUUGGUAUGGCGGAACGGUUGGGCUGGCUUUGCGGGUGUUUACUACGGAUCAAGGAAAUAUCAACUGCAUGGGCUCGGCAAAACGGGCGAUGAAUGAAAGUCAAAUU
Emericellopsis atlantica is the source of this 692-nucleotide messenger RNA. RefSeq names its product 60S ribosomal protein L20. The transcript has 5 exons. Gene Ontology annotation, molecular function: structural constituent of ribosome. Gene Ontology annotation, biological process: translation. The record is from RefSeq and is a predicted model, not a curated record. NCBI's taxonomy places the organism in Eukaryota, Fungi, Ascomycota, Sordariomycetes, Hypocreales, Bionectriaceae. The coding region runs from base 49 to 573 and encodes 174 amino acids. Gene Ontology annotation, cellular component: ribosome; cytosolic large ribosomal subunit.